This is a messenger RNA of Linum trigynum, 2090 nucleotides long. NCBI's taxonomy places the organism in Eukaryota, Viridiplantae, Streptophyta, Magnoliopsida, Malpighiales, Linaceae. The record is from the annotation of a GenBank genome assembly.
CUCCACACCAAUUCUCGGAAGGGUAUUUAGGGAAGCUGUUUUCUGACGGUUUGCAGAACGCGGAAGUAAAAUCCUCUAGAAGAGUUAAUGAGUCCAAAUUACUAUCUUGACCACCAGCACACCCAUCGCCGCCUCGCUAAAGCUCCGCAUCAUAAUCUUGCGACCUUCAAUCUCCGCAACCACAAACCUACUCCCCUCCAGUUGACGAAAUCACGACACAUAGCAUUGAAAGCUGUGAUGUUUCUUCUUCAACCGUAGUCCCACAAGAUACUCUUACGUUGGCAGUCAUGAAACAACUGCAUCGGACGUGGUAGCCAUAGUUCCCUAUCCCAUAUUGCCGAAAUUGAAGGGGUUAGAGGAAUAUUGUCCCCCCACAAAGAGGAGGAUUUUGAAUGCAUAAGUUAAUCAUCAAUGUCUGCUUGGUUUUCCUUACACUACAAGUGUUGAUUUGUGAUAUGUCGGUUGCGUUCAUCAUUUGUUUCAAUUAAUCAAAAUUAAUAGGGAGAUGAGAAGCCGCAUCCCAUUAACAAAUUAGGCGUUAGAGGAGUUUUGAUUGGAAAACUACCUUUGGAAUUCCUUGGGACUAGUUCGAGACUCAUUUGUCUCCUUUGAAUUCCAACAAGUUUCACGUCUAUAGUGGAUGCAUUGAUUGUUGAAAUUGGGUAAGACUACUGGGUUUUCAAUUCAUCCAAAUUCGAUUUAAAUUUGAUUUAUGUCUAUGUUCAUCUCUGAUCUCUUAUAUACUCUUACAAAUUCAGCAAAACCUCUAUUUUUUUUCUUCUGAUUCUAAUAAAUAAAUUCUUCAAUUACAUACUUACUAUGUCAAUGGUGGUCAAAAUGUUAUUUAUUAAUCUUAAGUGGAUGUUUAGCAUGUUAUGUCUACUUGGUUGUUCAAAGACCACCAGGUUGUCUUUAUUCUUGUGCCCAAGAAUCUAGAUUGCACGCCUAUUGUGAAAAAAUUAAUGAUGUGAAAAUUUGGAGCUCAAAAUGAACCAAUCCACUUACUAUGCCAUCUUAUUUUCAUACUCUUUUCUCUCUUUGUGAGUUGUCGAUCGAUGAUGGACUUCCAUAUCCAUGUUGUUUCAAGUUAACCUUUCUUUAAACUGGUCCAAUUGUAAUUCCCAAUUUAUUAAUAGACUGAUCCUCCCACAGGGAAGAAAAAAAUGAAGAACCGCCUAUAAAUGAGUUUUCAUAAUGAUUGGAACAACACAUGCAAGCUAACGGUGGUUCGUACAAUCUAAUCGAUCGAGUACUGUGAUUAACUCGAGAAAAGGAGUUUGAUGUCCAAAUAACACAUCUAUGUGAGUUUGAUGAUCAAAUUGAUAUUCACCAUGCAAAAAGCGGAAAGGGAAAGAUAGUAAGCUGUUGUGUACUCCUGUUAAAUGUUAACUGUUACGUUAAGGUAAAGCUUCGUUGUAUUCAUUUCCACCAGAGAAAAGAAAGAGAUGGCGGCCCGCUGCUUCUGGACCAGCGGCAGCUGUGCCGGCAGCGGCGCAAGCCCACUCCGCCGUUCGCCAGCGAUUCCGGAAAUUUAUACCCAAAUUCUAUUCUCGCCCUCACAUCAUCAUCUUCCUAUAUUAGCGAGUAAUUAUUAUUUCACUGGAGGCUGCAGAAACCUCAACCCAUACACACGCCUUCGCUCCCGCCUGUUCGCUCAGCUGCCGCCGCAAUCCGACCCGCCUCCCGAUAACGAAUCGCUCACACUCGGAGGUUUAGUGGAGGGUAUAUCUAGAUUCCAGGAAAGGGCUCAGAUAUUCUUUGCGGUAUUUGUAUGGAUGUCUCUCUUCUUCUGGUAUUCAGCUUGGGAUGGCAGGGAUAAAGGCGGCGGCGGCGGUAUGUCCAGCAAAAGAUCCCGAUCUCCAUUCAAAAGAUGAAACCAGAACCAGCUUAUCAAAGCAUUCGACUGUAUUUUGCGGCUUGUGUAUAUAUAUGUGUGUACUAGUUGUAAGAGGAAAAAUGUGGAAUCACUGUUAGCCAGACAUUUGCUGCUUUAAGGAUUGUAAAUUAAUACUAGAGAUAUCAGAACACAUUGCACCAGCGAAAUCGAUGGAUGUUUGGUCUGAAUCGAAGAAUAAUCAGAGCAGCACAUG